This is a messenger RNA of Xyrichtys novacula (pearly razorfish), 10642 nucleotides long. The record is from the annotation of a GenBank genome assembly. Lineage: Eukaryota; Metazoa; Chordata; Actinopteri; Labriformes; Labridae.
AUGCCAGUAUGCAUGCAGAGCAGCAUGCAGAUGUGAGUUUUAGCAGCUCUUGAACUGUUAUGUAUUCAGUGAAGCACAGGGAAGUGUUCACAUGCACAGACUGUAGUGUUCUGCAUGUAAUCACCUCAGGUGUUUGUUUCAGGACAGCUCAGUUCACACACAAGCAUACAGAAACUCACUUUUAAGCUGCUCAGUAGGUCCAACACACAGUCAGAUCUGCAGUGAAGCAGCUCUUCUGGUGCAGCAGGGGUUUAAGAGCCUUUCUCUCAAGGAUUUCUUUCUGCUGGUAAUGAGAGCAUAACAGACAUUGUUGUCUUACUUUACCUGCAGAUAUAUCACCUGCUGUUUCAGGAUAAAAAGGACCUUCCUCUUACAAACCUGCUUCUGUUUCUAAACCAUUUAUAUUCGAGGAAGGACAGUAAAAGUUUAGAUGAAUGAAGUCACAACAUGGUUCCUGUGGAGCAGCUUAAAGCACAACACUCCUGUGAAGAUAAGCUAAAUAUUUUAUACCAUGACAUUGUGAGAGAGUUUUAACAGCAAGUGUGUCUCCGUAUGAGUGAAAAUUGUACAUAACAAGCUCAAGAGCUGACAAAAAAAUCUUCAAACAAAAGCACACAUGAAGUAUUUAUACAGUCUGUGUCCUCAAGCAUUCAACCUCAGACUCUGCUUUCUUACCCAUUCUGACUGCGUAAAGUGCGAUGCCUGUUUUUCUGGCUCUAAUUGGACCCCAAACAAUGACAGGCAGAAUAAUAAAGCAGCUUCUGCACAAUGCUCCAUGCAAAUUCAGUGAAAAACAAGGUUUUGUUAGAACUCUGUUCAACGGGACAAAUCACGUAAUAACUGUCAGGAGUUCAACGAAGCAGUCUAGUUUCUGAAGACCUCCGAUAGCUUUAUAAUAAAAAGGGGGAAAAAAGUUUUAAAAGUUCAAAAACCAAGAAAAAAGAAUCGACUAUUGGAUGGAGUCGUCAUUAUUUAGAUGGUACAUUUAAAACUGACUUCAUGGAACCUUUAAAAGGCUUUAUAAAGAGAAACAAAGGGUCUUCAAUGAUGCAAACAUGGAGAUAUUCAUCUGACCGUAAUCUUCAGUUUAUCCAGGAUCAGGUCUUACAUUGAGAAGGUCAGCUGAAACGGCACUCCAGCACCUCCUGUGGGAUCCUGAGGGGUUCUCAGGUCAGAUUGCAUAAAUAUAAUCCCUCCAGUGAAAAGUGUCUCUCCUUUAAAACAGAGGUGCCUGUAAACUACCAAAGAGAGGUGCUGAGGAGACAUCCUAGUCAUCCUAGUUUCAAUGUAAACAAACAGGAUAUAAGAUAAAUGUGAAGACAUAAUCUACAGGUUUAAAACAGAAACAUGCAUUGGAUUAACCUCAGAUCAAAUUUAAAAACUGUAAUCUGUAAAUAUUCCCAUUUUUUUACAUCCACGCUGCAGAGAAUUCCCUAAUUUUGAUUAUGAAUGAAAUGAGUUUACUUUCAUUGCUGCAGUAUCCCAGCUGCUGCAUGAGAUAUCUAUCUAAUCAUAUCAUAUCACACACCUGAAUGAUCCUCCAAAGGGGAAGCUACUGCCCUUGGAAGAUCCCUAUAACUCAUCCUACUUUAAUUCCUGUUUUAAUCAUCUUCAGUCAUGCAUUACCUGGAUAUUAAUUAAGCAUCAAUGUUGUGUACGAUUGGCACCCCUCGUGUAAAGUGUUACUGAUUUAAUCUUUUUAAUUACUGAGUAAAUGCAAAGGAGACUGAUCUUUGGUCUGUUUCUGCCUUGAAAUUUCACUAUCAUCCACAAAAUGCUGAAAAAAGACAAUAAAGAUAAUGUUCACUGGAUAACAACAAUAUAAGGGAAUAUGUUAAAUUCAUUUUCUUUUUUAAGUCACAUGGAGACAUCUGCGUUUAUUCAGCCUGAUGCAAAACUAGCUGUACUCUCCUCAAUUGAUCACUGUGAAUAAUGGACAAAGAACUUUAUUUUAUGAUUUCAAAAACAGCUACCAUCCACUGUUUGAUAUGUCAGUGCAUCCACCGAUAAAUUGCUUACCCAAAAAUAACACACCACCUGUCUGUUUCUUCUCUGUGCCCAACACCUGUGUCAAUGAGUUCCAGCCUUCAAUCAAAUACCCUGAGAACAGAGACUACUUUGUGUCUAUGGGUAACUUCAAAUCUGAGCACAUAAAAAAUUACAUAUGAGGUUCCCCAAGGCUCCAUCCUGGGGCCUCUUUUGUUUAAAAUCCAUAGGCUACUACAGGCUCAGAUUAUACAAAACAGCAACUAUACUUACACAGAUGAAACACAGUUAUAUAUGACAAUGUCAGGGGGUAGAUGUGCAAGCCCUGAGCACGUGCUCGGACUAAAUCCAUGAGUAAAUGUGCAAGAUAAACUUGUUUUUGGAGUCAAACAGGAGCGAUUUAAGCUACAGUUGAUAAUGACCAACAAAGCCAGAAAUGUGGGUGUAGUCAUGGACUCAGACCUGAAUUUUAAAAACCAUGUUAAGAUGAUCAAGACGUAAGCAUACUAUCACCUUAAAGGAUUUAUUUCCCAGAAGGACCUGGAAAAAAAUGGUCUUCAGCCCUCUUGAUCACUGUAAUAGUGUCUCUUUAGAUCUCUAAAACUGCAAUCUGACAUCUGCAGCUGAUCCAUAAUGCUCCAGAAUGGGUCCCAUCAGUCCAGCACUGAGGUCUUUGGUCUUUACACUAGCUUCCUGUUUGUCAGAGGGUAUAUUCUAAAAUCCUGCUGCUGGUUUAUAAAGCUCUGGGGACUUUAACGGCUUUAAAUGUCACUUUUUGAUGACUUUUCUUUCUUUGAAUAUGUUUCCUUGACCUCUGUAAUGAUACCUUUAAUAUCCUGUGUGAAGCACUUUGAAUUGCCUUGUUGCUGAAAAUGCUGGAGAAUAAAACUUGCUUUUCUUUGCCAGUAUUAUAGCAGCAGCAAAAUCAUUUCAACACUUAUUUCUUUUUCAUUUGUCCCUUCCUGUAAAAAAAAAAAAAGACUCUAAUAAGAUGUUUUUCUUCCUCUGGAAAUGCCACCCAUUAUUUAUCAGACUAAGAGAUUUGAUGUUGUUGUUGUCUGAGCUCUUUGAGUCAUUUCAUUAUGUCCUGGAAGGUACAGCCCCCAGUAAAUUGUUGUAGUAAACGUGUUUCUCCUUUAGUCCCUGGUUGGUGCAUCACCGCUUCAGUGCUGACACCAAAGAGAGGGACGGAUCAGAGGCAGGAGGACCUCAGUCACCUUCAUACAUCGCUACUACAGCCAACAUGCAACUGGGAGCCUUGGUCACAUUCGGUGAGUGAAUUAAAGUUUUUCUGACAGUAAAAUGCGGUUCGAAUUUUGUCAUUGAGGUGCUGAAAGUAACAGGAUCUGUAUGUUUUGUUGUCUGUAAUGACUGCUCAAUUAGUCAAGUGGACUUAACUUGCUAUACUUGCUUAUUUAAUGACUGUGUUGUGCCUUGUUUUUCCAUGAAACUCAAAAACGAAAAAAAAACAUUAAGGAUGUGUGGACUAAUACAUUUCUAUUUCAGGGAUUAUAUUUCCUCAGAUGUUCAGCCUCAGCACCUCUCCUCCUCCUCCUCCUCCUCUUCCUCCUCCUGACUGCUCGGCUACUGUUCGUACCUGCAUGUCAGAUUUGUGUAAGAAAGAACAGGCGCUUCACCGUGGCGUCUGUUAUGGUGAGUAACACUAAAAGACUCUUUUUGCUUAAGUAGGGAUUAGAACAUGGUGUAACUCUUAUGUUUCCUCCUGGCAUCAUAAAAACAUUGCCUACAUGUCCUCAGGAGACUCAGGACAUGAGGCGUUUGUCAAUUGAAUUGCAGCUCCUCCAGUAAAGCUUAAAUGUAAUAACUGGGGCAAUAGCCCGGAGCAAAGUUUAUAUAACUGCAUGAACAGAUAAUAAUAAAUUGGAUGCUGACUGCCUUUAAGAUAUGUCGCUCUUUUAUGUUCAUGGUCUUUUGAUGUUUUCCUGCACAUACAUAAACAGAAAAGACAAUCAGAGCAGCUGCACACAGAAAACACCUGUCGCAUGUGUCUCAUUCCAGUUUUUCUGCCUCUCUCUUUUUCUCUCUGUGUUAUUGAAGAUGAGGCAUGUCAAAUAAAAGGCUCACCAGUGUGUAACAUGACCAUCCAGGCUGUACUGGACCAGUAUCCCCCUCUGCAGGGGUGUGUGUGUGUCUGGGAGGAGGAGCUCUGUGACUCUGUACAAGCGCUCUCCACACAAUGCAGUCUACUGACAGGUGCAGUAUUCUCUAAAAUAACCUCUCUGUUUUGUUUACUUGACGGUAUCUGAUCUUCUGAUCAGACGAAAAGCUUUUCUGAAUAACAAUCAGAGGCAUGAACAUUAGAUGAGUCAGUGUCUCAAAUUGUAGUUCCUCCAGAGUCCACUUGAGGCUUGAUCUAAAAUCCAAAGGUUAUUAAUAACAAUAAUCUCUGUAUUCACCUUUUGUGUUUUGUUUAAUUAUGCACGCUUUAGGAGAAAUACACAUUUCAUUGAGACUUAUCUUACAUUAAGAAAGUUAUAUUUGCAUUAGCCAGGGCAUGGCUGAUUUGACUGACAUAUGGGGGAAUUGCAGCUGUUUGCCAGGUGGCCAAACAUCUCCCUCAGCUUCCCGUCUUUGCCUGAGAAUGACAGUCUGAUCGGUCAUGACCAUAGAAGGAGACAGAGGCAGGAACAGUUAUAUGUUAUUGUUAAAUGCUAUUAUAGUUAUCCCUAUAAUAGAAAUAUUAUUAAUAUAACAAACAUGGAAUGAUUAAAUGUCUCAUAUAUAAAUGAUUUAAUAUAUAUGCCUUGUGUGUGUAGGCCGAUAGCAAUUGCUCUACCAAUCGGCUUGAUGUGUAUUUAUGAAAAUCCAUGGUUAAAAUUAAUCUUGAGUACACAGGAAUAUAACUUAAACUCUGAGGUUUGUUAAAAACCAAACCGUUCGAAAAUCGGUUUAAAAUUAAGCAAUCUAUAGUUAUUUAAAUGCUUUAUGCACCGUAGACUGUAAUGUUGAGUGGGCGAGCUUCCCGUAGCAAGAUGGCCGCCAUGCGCGGACGUCUGUCUCCAUCCGGCUGUUAAGCGUGACGUCAUUUUGUGAGCGGAGCGGCUUCCGGGUCCAUGGGGAAUCAGCCUCCAUUCACUCUCCAUUCAAAACAACAAUGGCGGAACCCGUGAAUCUCUUUAAAAUAACCUCCUUUUUCAGAAGGGAACCACUCAGAGUUAAAAAGGGACUUAAAGCUUUCAACUCGGAUAGAGUUAUUAACGUAAAUUUUAGUGAUGGCGAGAUGAAGCCUCAUGAAGCAUCGAAGCUUUCCAUUCAAUUACUCGCCUCCUGGGCCGAAGCUUCAUGAUCGUGCUUCAUUUGCUCUAUUGCGCCAUCAAGUGGACAAUAAAUGUAAAACGAUAAACCAAAGACGCCCCGAGGCUUUGGUGCGCGAAGCUUUGAAUUCAAUGAAUGAAUGGAUGUGAUGCCGUGUGUUUGUGAUACAAUCAUAGACUGUAUACAGUCUAUGGAUACAAUACAGAAAUGAUGAAGUUAUUUUGUUGUCUUUGUUGUUGGGAGGAAAUCUGUAGAAUGAUAGUUUAGUCGCUGUUUUUGUCUCUGAUCAGUUUAAGCAGCAAGGGACAUAGUACUGAGGCAUUAUAACAACAACUCCACUGGACCCGGAAGUGGAAAAAGAGAACGCGGCUACGUCACGGCUUAACAGGCGGAUUGGCUAACAGCGAAUGCGUAAGCCAUCUAGCGUUUAUAUCUAUGGUUGGAACCUUCCCGGCACGUUUAAAGGCUGUUUGUUUCCCCGGGGACUCUUUUGGGAGUGGCGACAGAACGGCACAGGUAAGUGUUGGGUGUUUUAACAACAGGUUAAACUUAAUAUCGCUCCUUCCCUGUUUUAAUCUUCAUACAAAUCUGCUCGGACUUCUCCAACUGAACCUCUGUUUCUCACAGGUGAGAAGGUGCGGCUAGAUCAACCCCGGUUUACCACACGACCAGUGAUCGUCUGUAAACCACAUCAUAUAUCUGAAUAAAAGUGAAAUAUACCAACAUGUCGUGUUUGUUUUCCAUCCACACAAUCCUACAAUGACCCUUCGACUUAUACAAUGUGACCACUUGUUGCUAGCUGCCUCAUUCCUCACUCAACAGAGACCUCCGUUACACUCAAGUGAGGUUAAGUCAGCAUUUCUAACAUGGCGACCAUCGUUCAUGGGCUCUGAAACGUCUCCUCUGAAACCACUGGGUGAUGAAGCCAAGACUACAUCCAUGUUUUGAAGAAUUAAAGCGUUUGUGUUGUCAGACUAAUCAUUCAGCUCAUUUUCAGUCUCAGUGGUGUGUGUGUCUGCUGUCAAUGUGUUUAAUCAAGUGCAGAGUUUUGGGAAAUGUUUGUGUUUGUUGAAAUUAUGUAUUCUAAAAUAUUCAGGGCUGCUGUCACUUGGAUUAGAAUAAGUUUGAUUUCAUAAAGCCUCUUUUUUCUUGUCUCAGCAGCUCAGCAGAAGAGAAGCACAGCGGACUGGCAGUCGAGCAGUUUAACCCACUAUGGUGAGAACUUUGCUGAGCAGAUUAAUGGUUCACUGCAGUGAUAAAUAACCAUCUUAAUCUUCUUUAUUAUGUUUCUUUUCACAGUGUCAGAUGAUUCUGGAUCCUGCUUGGACAGAAUGAAAGUCUGUGUCAGUGAUGAAGUUUGUAACAGGUACCUGGUACCUGUUCUUCAGGUGUGUUCAGAGGAGGAGUGUGACAGCGACAGCUGUCACCAGGUGACUCAGCAGUUUUACAGCAGCAUGCCGCUCAGUGUGGCAGAGAUGUUGGUGCUCUGUGAGUGUGAAGCUUCAGAUCAGAGCUGUCUGCACAUGAAAACAGCUCUGCACAGCAGCACCUGCGGAGGGUCCCCGUGGAUCUGUCAGGAGACGGUCAACCAGUGUGCUGAAGAUGAAACCUGCAGGUAUGAUGCUGUUCUGUUCAGUAAUACCACCUGAAGUUCUUACAAUGUAAAAAUGUGUUCAAGUGAAAUUUGCACGUGUCGUUUAACACGCUCUUCCAAUUUAACAACUCUGGUGCAGCUUUAGAGAGAAAUUUGACUGUAGAGACAGAAAUCACAAAGCUAGAAAAUGCUUUAAAAAGAUUAAUCAAAAGGGAAAUUCUUCCUGAAGGACAUGAAAAAAGGAAGCUGAAGGCCACACAUGGACAAGAAACAUCCUCUAAAGCCUGGCACACACUUUGUUAAAGAUUUCUGAGUCACAAGACUGAUUUUGGAGUCGGCCGAUUCAUCUUUUUCUGUGUUUUCGUUGUCAUUUCAGGAGGUUAAUAAUGCUACUUUUCAAACUGUUGUUGAAGUGGUAUACUUAACAUUUUAAAAGUCAAAGAGUGUCUGCGCGGCUAAAGCCUGAUCAGCCAAUAUGAAAGUAAUCACUUGAGACUGGCUCUAAAAUUUUUCAAACUUCUCAACUUUUCACCAGAAUUAAACAUUUCACAGCUCGGUGCAACUAAAAAGAGCACAAAAAACCUCUUUAGUCAUUGUGGCUUACUCCUUAAAAUCUGAUUAAGGCUCAACAUUACACAUUAUGAUAAACAAAACCCUUUAAAGUAAGGUGUUUGCUUUAGACUUCACUUCAGUUUAUUCAGCUAUUGGCCUCCAUUCUCCCCAAAAGUUGUCUUUCUGUGAAUACUUUCCUGCCAAGUCUAAUAAAUAAUACGGUUUACCCUGAGGUUUAUUUCACUUACUCUGUCCAAGAUCUGUAUGGGCUUCCAUCACAAAAACCAAAAUCCUCGCCAGUUUAUCUGAGUUUAGCGCUUAGAGCCUCCAAAAAGUUGACUUUAGUGUCAACUGGACACAGAUUUUAUGUUUCUAGAUCACAUUGUUGUGUUCACCUUCAGGGAGAAGAUGAAUAUUUAUAUCAAACUCAGUUAAAAAUGGAUUCAGAUGAGAGUGCUUGUGCGAAAACAACGAUUACCUUUGGGUAAUCUGUGAGUAUGAAUGGAGAGAAAUGUCCGAGGACCACAGCAGUCCUCCAGGAACACAAAUUCGUUAUUUCCUGGAAAUCUAUCAGGUUAGCUUGUUUUUAGGGAUAAUUAAAUGUAAACAAAGUUGUUAACUGGCAGAAAGAGUGGCUAGAAAUACCUAACUGGGACAUGGAUAAAUAAACCAUGAGACUAGCAGCUACGCUACUUUAUAGACCCAAUUUUUUGGAAGAAAGAAAUAUUAAAUAUUAAAUACUGUAUAGUGGAUUUGAAGUUGGACCGCUAAAUAAAAUGGAGCAGAACUUUUGUUUGAUUUUUUUUGGCCAUAUUUCUCCUGAAUUUCAUACAAAGUGCUUUAAAACCUUCCUAUCAUUCACCCAUUUAUACACUGAUGGCAGAAAGCAGGUGCUGCUCUGUCCAUCAGGAUUAAUCUAUGUCUCAUGGAUCAUGGACUCAGGGCACUCGAUAAUGCACUCUACUCCUGGACAGUCCCUGGGUGUAUUUUCAAUUUGCAUCUCAUUAAAAUCAAAUGUCAACGGGAAUUUAUUCAGGAAAAAAAUGAGUGAUGCCUGCAGGCUAGUCCAGGUAGGCAACUUGAUUUCAUGUGUCAGUCUCAUGAUCAUAUGACAAAUUUUUCUUCCUUAUUUGGCUGUCAGUCUAAACUUGAGGAUUUUAUAGUCUCUGUCUCUGCCCGUCAUGUCCAUCAUAGGUGUUACACUCAUGACUUAAAGGGAUAUUCCGGCGUGAAAUUAAUUUAGGGUCAAACACACCAUAACACUGAGUUAGACUCUCUUCCAGCAGCUGCUUGUUUUGUAGCAAGACCUCAGGCCAGUCCAUUACGGACUGCAGCGGGGUGACGCAGCUCAAGGAGGAACAUUUAUGAUAAUUUAUUUAUCAUUUCCUUGAAGUAAUAAUCACUAUACUAAUCAUUUUGCACUGCAGACGCGGUAAUUCUUCUGCCUAAGCGUCUCGGUCUGAUUGUAUUUUCCCAUAAAGAAAUGAUUGGACAACUUUGUAUCUCCAAUAGUGUUGUGAUUAAGUCACCAAAUCUUAUGUCCAAGUCCUCAGUCCUCAUGUGGCCUGUUGUCCUCAUCUGUAAUACAUCAAAUUUCCUUUAUAAAUGCUGUUAUUUGUUACAAAAAGAACAGCUGUUUUAGUCCAAAGUAUUCUCUGUAUGAACCUGGACUGACUGUGUGUAAUCUGUUGAAUGUGCAGACAACACAUUUAACUUCUUUAUGGGCUGUCAUGUCUGGCAUUUGUAUCAUUAGGGCUCAAAAUAAAGGUGUUUAUUUUUUUUAAUCCUAUUCUUCCUUUGACCAGCUAGACACGCCAGCCUCCGCUGCUGCUGCUGCUUGAGCAAUCUGAGUUAUAUUAGGUUAUCCUCAGAUGAGCCCUCAACACAAAAAUACCACAGAUAAUGGUCGAUCAUGGGCUUUUAAAAACUGAAGAAUGUGGCGUACUGUGUAUUUUUCUGAAACACACUCGGAAAAGCUUUUAAAGCCUGAGUAUAAAACAUAUUUUUCCUCUUAACAGGAAACUUUUUAAGACUUUCAGAGAGAAAUGUUGGAGCUCUGGAGGUAGACAAUGCACUGACACUGACCUCCAGUAUGAUGAGUGCUUCACCCGGAUGGACCCAGCUCUCAUCCUUGGUGCAGAUCCGGAGUGUAUAAGAUCCUUUUUGGCAACUCUGGGCACCGUACUUCACUAUCCCUGUACCUGCAAAGGAAUACUCAACAAAGAUCUGCCCACAUGCAACAUGAUCCAUGAUGUUUUUCAUAAUAGAUCACACUUUAGUGAGUAGGAUAUAAUCGAUUUAACUGCAUUUUGAAUAAUCUGUUUAUUGGAAACGUUUAAAAGUAUUUUUAUAUGUUUCAGGGAAGUCAUGGAAUAAAAGCAGCAACAGUCCUUCAAAACCUCCAGAAAUGAACGAAUCAGGGGACGAUGAGAUGUGGUCAAACGGUAAAUACUCAGUUUCUGUUAAUUACUGAUUCGAAUGUCAGUGGCUGAGGUAAAAUAACAAUAUAAAAAGGUUUUCAUACACUGAUCUUGACUUUUUUUGUCUUCACAGAUCAUCUUCUGUAUAUCUUUGCAACCCUGCUGCUAGUUGGAGUAAUAAUAUUAUUGCCUCUGGCUAUCAGUAAAGUAUGGUAGGUACAUCAGCGUGUUGUCCAUGCAAAGUAUGUUGAGGAGUUUUUAACAGAUUUUUACAUCACCUCACUCUUAGACCCAUCACACCUCUUCAAAACUAGAUAGGAAACUCCUCACAGUUCCUUUAAAUCCUCCUUUAUCUAAUGAUCGUACUUUUAUUUUUUUUAUCUUUGUUUCGCAGGAUCCUGAGGAGAAAAGACAGAACAAAAUUCCACCAUCCGCAGAAACGCAGUUUUGUUGUUAUUCACUGAUUUUCAUGCACAUGUCAAAGCUAUUUAAUUUUUUAUAUUUACUUUCCAAAUGUACCAUAUUUAUUAUUAAAACAUCUGAAUGUAUUUCCACAAUAUUAUAGGAUCUUCACAGGCAGCUUUGUGAGGUAGAAGAUGUUGCUUGUCGUGUUUUCAGACUUCUGACUGUUUUUUUUUUCUUCAGUAACAUUAAAAAGUGUUUUCAGUGGGAAUUUUGGUUAUUUAUAUUGUCAUGUGUUUCAUAAGUCAUCAAUUAUUAUAUAAGAACAACAUAGACUCUCUGCAGUUGCUGUGUGUCACUGGCUGUUUUGUGCUUCAGGUGUGUCUGACAUUAAACUUCACUCUGAACCCUU